GCAUGCGCUUUACGCGGACAAGAUGGCGGCGCCCGUGGAUCUGGAGCUGAAGAAGGCCUUCACGGAGCUGCAGGCCAAGGUGAUGGACACGCAGCAGAAGGUGAAGCUGGCCGACCUGCAGAUCGAGCAGCUCACCAAGACCAAGAAGCACGCGCACCUCACCGACACGGAGGUGAUGAUGCUGGUGGACGAGACCCGCAUGUACGAGGGCGUGGGGCGGAUGUUUAUUCUUCAGCCUAAAGGAGUGAUUCACAAUCAGCUCUUAGAAAAACAGAGAAUAGCUGAAGAGAAAAUUAAGGAGUUAGAGCAGAAGAAGUCGUACCUGGAGCGGAGCGUGAAGGAGGCAGAGGACAACAUCCGGGAGAUGCUGAUGGCCCGCAGGGCACAGUAGUGGCACCCUUGGCUGGCCCCCACCCACCCUAAUAAAACACAGCCCGUGUCCCUGUG
Molecule: messenger RNA, 447 nt
Organism: Melospiza melodia melodia
Lineage: Eukaryota; Metazoa; Chordata; Aves; Passeriformes; Passerellidae
Gene: PFDN1
Product: prefoldin subunit 1
Exons: 4
Coding region: 23-391 (122 amino acids)
Biological process (GO): protein folding
Cellular component (GO): prefoldin complex; cytoplasm
Molecular function (GO): protein folding chaperone
Source: RefSeq, a predicted model, not a curated record